Thrips palmi is the source of this 2960-nucleotide messenger RNA. RefSeq names its product enolase-phosphatase E1 (gene Enoph). Bases 138 to 2144 code for a protein of 668 amino acids. The transcript is spliced from 6 exons. NCBI's taxonomy places the organism in Eukaryota, Metazoa, Arthropoda, Insecta, Thysanoptera, Thripidae. The record is from RefSeq and is a predicted model, not a curated record. Gene Ontology annotation, molecular function: acireductone synthase activity; magnesium ion binding.
CCCCUACCCAGCGCUUGCUUCCUCCGGCUCGGCAGACUCCGGCUCCAUCCAUUUCGUAGGCUUAGUGUAGUUCACCGGCAAGCUCUCCGGUUUGAUAUUUGACUGAAACUUUGUCUCUGACUGUCGAAAUCACCAAAAUGGCUGUUGCGGAGAAGAGGCCUCUUAGUGAUAAUGUUUUCAGCACCAAACAUAUUAUUACGGACAUUGAAGGGACGACCACAUCCAUCAGUUUUGUCAAGGAUACUUUGUUUCCGUAUGUGCGUCAAAAUCUUGAUGGGUACCUGAAAUCUCAGUGGAGUGACGAAGAAUUCAAGGAUGUACUUGGAUUGCUCAGAGAUCAGGCUGAUGAAGAUAAGAAGGCUGAAUUGGAAGGAGUUGUUGAAAUUCCAAAGGAGGGUUCUGAAGAUGACAUCAGAGCUGCUGUUGCUAAGAAUGUCCUUUGGCAAAUGGAUGCUGAUAGGAAGACAACUGCUUUGAAGAAACUGCAGGGGCAGAUGUGGCGUCAGGGGUACAAAAAUGGAGAGCUAAAGGGGCAUCUGUUUUCAGAUGUUGCCCCUGCACUCCGAGAAUGGGCUAAGGAUGGGAGGAAACUGUAUGUAUACUCCUCAGGAAGUGUAGAGGCACAGAAGCUCCUGUUCGGCAAUUCAACAGAAGGGGAUCUGACAGAGUUGUUUACAGACUACUUUGACACUGCAGUUGGUGCCAAGGUUGAAGUAGAAAGCUACAAGAAUAUUGUUAAGAAACUAGACUGCAAUGCUGAUGAUGUACUUUUCCUGACUGAUCUACCAAAGGAGGCCUCUGCGGCCCGUGAAGCUGGUUUGCCUGUCCUUUUGGUGGAGAGAGAAGGCAAUGAACCUCUAUCAAGUGAUCUACACAAAGAAUACCCUUCAGUUUCCUCCUUUGACCAAGUAUCAUUUGAAACUGUGAGCAAGAAACACAAAGCUGAAGAGGACACCGAAAAUGAAACCUCAAGCAAGAAAUUGAAAGUUGAUGAGGACUCCAAAGAAGAAAACACGACCAAGGCGCCGGAAGAUGAGGAACUGGAGGAAGAAACCAAGCCUGCUGAAAAAGAUUCUGCAUCCAUGGAUGUGGAUGUGGAAUCGGCUGUGGGUAAAGAUGUAGAAGUGACAGAAUCAGAAGUCAAGACUGAUGCGAUGGAUGUUGACAAGCCAUCAGAAGAGCCAAAAAUAGAGGAAAGUACCAAGGCUCAAACAGUUGAUGAUAAGACUGUUCAAAGUCAUGAAAAUAGUGGUGUUGAAAAGUCUGAAGAAAAUGCGGCUAAGACUGAGGUGGCUGUGAUGAAUGAAGAAAAUGGCUCUGUUGAAGAGACCAAGUCAAAACAAGAUAUUGAUGAUUCCAAGGCUGUAGAAGUCGACAAAAAAUCUAAUGCUGAAGAAUCGCAGGGAGUUUCAGCAAAUGGAGAUUUAUCUGAAAGCUCUACUAAUGAAGUCAAUCCCGCGGUAGAGGAAAAAGAAAAGCCCUUAGAGGAAGUUCCUGUGAUUGAGAAAGCAGAAGUUAAAGAAAAGACUGAAGUCCCUCAAGAAAAGACUGAAGAGAGGGAUGUUGAAAAAAUGGAGACUGACUGUGAAAACAAGCUACCCAAAGAAGACUCAAAGACUGAUGUAGUUGUGGAAGCAUCUGCUGUCUUGAGCGAACUGAAAAAAGACAAUGCCGAGAAACCUGAAGAUGUUAAAGUAGAAGAAGCAAAUGAUAAGAAAGAUUCUGUGAUGGAAGUCACUGGUCAAGAUAAAGAAGAAAAUGAUCAGAAGAUGGAGAGCACUGAAGUCAAAACCUCCUCAGCCAUUGAAGUAUCUGCUGAGAAUCAAAAUAAGUCUGAGAAGGCUGCUGAGGAAGAAGGACAUGUGUCUAAAGAACUGAAUGGUGAGGCUAAUGGCAAUGGCAAUGUUGAGGCCAAUGGAGAUGCCAAUGGAGAGACCAAACAGGUUGCUGAAAAAGAGAAUGGAGAGAAAGAGAAGAUAAAUGGAUCUGCUAAUGGUAAGGAUGCUGAAACAAAUGGUAAGGUUUCCAAUGGCAAUAGUAAUGGGCAUAGUGAGGAGAAGGAUCUCCCAGAAGUGAUUGUCACCAAGAAUGCAGCCCAGAUUGAAAAUGGAAGCGGUGAUGCUGCUGUGGUAGUGGAGGCUUAGAUUUGACUUUUUUUUUUCUUAAUGUAACAGUUCCUUCCCAGGUUACUUAUGGGCCACCCAUGACAUUUUAAUUAGCUUUUUGUACUUAGUAGGCUGCUGAUCUGCUUCUAAAAAUUAAGAGAACAAGAGCAAAUAUUAGUGUGCCAAAAUUGUGAAGUUUGUCUUCAUAUCAAGUGGUAUUUUGAUCAACACUGAGCGCGAAAUCUGUGUUUAGUAUUACACAUCAUGUAGUAUAUAUAAAUUAAUCUUAAUUUGUAACGUUCAAGCUGGACCUAUACAGGUGGUAUGGUCCCUUUCAAGGUGCUUUUGUCUUUAGUCCUUUCUAAUUGAUACCAGUAUUAUCUUCAGACUGAAGUUUUUAUUUUAUCAACAGACUGCUUUCCUCCCCUUGCUGACUGUGAUUAUCAACGCCUAUGCUGCAACAACAUUGUUCUAUUCUAAAGUCAGUUGCUGUCAUAUUUUAUUCUUAGGGUUUUUUGGGGAGUUAGUUGUAAUGUUAUUUUAUGUCAAAUGAACUAGGUUUAAGGCACCCAAUUUCCUGUAUAUGUACCGCUUGAUCGUCAAUUUUGUGUAAGUUAUCAAUCAUUCCAGUUGCACUUGCACUGGAGGGAUUUGAUUUCUUUGUAUUUAAUAUUUUACAUGCGGUUAUUUAUUGUCUUACCACCUUAUAUGGUUGUGGUAUUUGUAGGGAUUUGUAGUUUCCAUCACUUAGAUUUUACAAGUGGGAAGUACCAAAUCAUUCCACAUGUCAUGUGAUAUAAGUGUACUGCCAUGUGUAUGUUGGUUUUACAAAUACAGCAUUUUUUUUUAUUUCAA